AUGAACAUUACGCCAGCUGCUAUGGACUCAAAUUUGAUCAGAAAGGAGCCACUGGUAGCUGCUAAAAAGACUCGUAAUUGCAAGAAAAAGCGACAUAGAGAGAUACCUGCGACACCUGUGGCUUCUGCGUCGGUGAUGAAUACGUCGUUGAGUCUAGAAACGCUCGAGAAGGCUGAAUCGAGCUCAUUUCAGAGCAUGGAUGGCUCCAAUUCUACAGUACGUCGCUCUUUUUCGCCUCGUAGUGGCAGUAGUAGCCAACGAUCUAUUAGUGGAGAAGAGGAGGAGGAGGAAGAGGUGGAAGAAGACUAUGAAGAAGAUGAGUACUCGUCCGAGAGUGAGGAUGAAGGUGACAGCAGCUAUAAACCAGGAGGUUAUCACCGUGUACAGAUUGGUGAAGUAUACAAUCGGAGAUUUGAGGUGCUGGAAAAGCUUGGAUGGGGACAUUUCUCUACUGUGUGGAAGUGCUUGGACCGGCAAACACGCAAUACAGUCGCCAUGAAGGUGCAAAAGAGCGCACGUCAUUAUAUGGAAGCUGCUAGAGACGAGAUUGAACUGUUGGAAUACUCAGUGCGAGCAGCGAAGGAAACAUUUGAGUCAACGGAGCAGCAAGAAGCAAUCAAGGUCGUUUGUCUUGUCGACUCGUUUGAACAUAAGGGUCCUAAUGGCGUGCAUAUAUGCAUGGUGUUCGAAAUGAUGGGAGAUAACUUGCUGACGCUUAUUAAGUACUACAACUACCGGGGAGUGCCCUUGAGGCUAGUUCAGCGUCUUACGAAGGAUAUGAUGGAAGGACUGGAUUUUCUGCACAAAAAGUGUCAGAUUAUUCACACUGAUCUGAAGCCCGAGAACGUGUUGCUCUCACAUCGUAUCCCGCAGCUUCCAAAGAUUCGGAAGUCAGAGUGGGAUACGUUCCGCGCAAUGCGUCUUGCUCGGCGUAAUACGGCACCGAAAUGUCAAAAGAUGAAAAAAAAGCGUCUGAAGAAUCGACUAAAAAAGAAAAGGCAGAAGCUAAAAAAACAGGGUGGAACGGCUAAGCGCGAAGCUUUCAUGAACGAUGAUGCUGCAAGUGGCAAAAUGGACAUCACUGCACGUCCCGCUGUACUUACCAAUAGCGGUUCGUGUGUGGAUACCCUGAGUAGCAGAAUGUCACAACUCGUGGUUUCUUCAAGCGCUGGGAACAACAUACUAAUUGACACAGUGCUCAAACUAAAUUUUGCUGGAGAUGCCAAUGAGACCGUCAAAGAGGACACGUGUACAUUACCAGAUCCAACGCGAAUAUGGUAUCACCAUGUUGGGCAGCUUGGCGACGAAGAAGAUAAAGACUGGGUGAACUUGCCUCCGGCAUUUGCGGCACGAGUAAUGCUUUUGCUUCCAGAGGGCUGUGUCGCUGGCUCAAAGCACAAAGAGCGUGAGUUUACUUUGACUGUGGCGACCAAGUCAAUGCAGCCAUCAGGAGAAAGUGUGAACGAUGAAAAGGAAAAUGAAACAGUCGAGACAUCGUUUGUCUUACGGUAUCUGGAUCACGUGGAUGACGACGUGAUAAGAUCGAUUGAAGAACAGGUUGUCGGUCUGCAUGAAUGCAGCACAUUUCAAAAACGCAUCGCUUUAACUAAAACGAUGUACCGGGUAUGGAGACUUGAGUUUGAUGCAAGGUAUACACACGCUGUGUUAGACUAUUUGGAACGUCGUAUCGAAGGCCUUCAUUUCUUGACCUUAUCGCAUUCUUCAUGCCUUGCGCUUCCUGGAUUCUUUCUCCCGAAGCCGCCUAGCAAUGAUGAUAUUAUAAAGAAGAGUACAGUGAAGACCAAGAAAGCUGGCAAGGAUGACACUGGGCCUGAUGUCGUCAUACAGGGCAUCAGCCUUGCACCGCUAAUUCGAUCAUCCGAAAAGAAUCUGAAAGUCAAACCGCUCCAGCAACGACUCAGCUGUUGGGCUUCGCGUUUGAAUGAGCUGGCAAGCAGUGAAGGGUUUGACCUCAUGAAACUUAAUGCAAAGAUCUGCGACCUUGGCAACGCGUGCUGGACUACUAAGCAUUUUACGAACGACAUCCAAACACGUCAGUACCGGUGCCCUGAGGUCAUCCUUGGCAAGCCUUACGAUACAUCAGCAGAUAUUUGGUCCAUGGCAUGCUUUGUGUUUGAGCUGCUGACAGGAGACCUUCUUUUCGACCCAAAAAGUGGUCGCAAUUUUAAUCGCGACGAGGACCACCUGGCUCAAAUGAUUGAAUUGCUGGGUCGUAUGCCGAAGUCGUUGAGCGGCUCUCAGCGCGGUUUGCGCGAGUUUUUCAACCGUAAGGGCGAUUUGAAGAGAAUUCGCAAUCUGAAGUUUUGGAGCUUGCAACAAGUGCUUAUCGAGAAGUAUCACUUUUUGCAUCAUGACGCAGAAUGCCUUGCAUCGUUCUUAGGCCCCAUGCUACGCUACGAGCCGUCAAAGCGUGCUACAGCCCACGAUUGUCUCGCACACCCGUGGCUUGCCGAUGUGGAUGACAUUGUGGAGAAGGAAGAAUGCCUCGGGUAG
Molecule: messenger RNA, 2514 nt
Organism: Peronospora belbahrii
Lineage: Eukaryota; Oomycota; Peronosporomycetes; Peronosporales; Peronosporaceae
Source: the annotation of a GenBank genome assembly